This is a messenger RNA of Lolium perenne, 3543 nucleotides long. Its product is annotated as putative pentatricopeptide repeat-containing protein At3g47840. NCBI's taxonomy places the organism in Eukaryota, Viridiplantae, Streptophyta, Magnoliopsida, Poales, Poaceae. The record is from RefSeq and is a predicted model, not a curated record. Gene Ontology annotation, biological process: RNA modification. Gene Ontology annotation, molecular function: protein binding; RNA binding.
GAAUUGUUGUAAAGGGAAAAUUUGGUUGUUUCAUGGGAAUGAUGUCCCAAGCAUUGUCGUAUGUUUCAUGGGAAUGAUGUUGCCUACAUCGGUGGCAAAGGGAAUCGGUCGUUGGGUUUCUUCAGUCUUGAAGCCCUGCUUCUGAAUUAAUGGCGAUAUGAUAAUUUGCAAUGCUCUCCCCAAUCCAAACCCCAAUGGUGGCGCUAGCGCGCGUAAAAUCCCUCCGUCUCCGUCGCUCCAUCUGGUCCGACGCCGCUCCCCGUCGUCCCGACACACACCGGCCGCCCUUCUCCGCGCCGCCACUGCAAGACCUCAACGCCCGGCUGAAGCGCCUGGUCCAGUCAGGCCGCCUCAAGGACGCGCAGGCCCUGUUCGACGGAGCGCCGCACCGCGACGAGGCGUCCUACGCCGCCCUUCUCGCCGGCCAUGCCGCCGCGGGGGACUCCACCGGCGCCAUGGCGCUCUUCUCCCGCAUCCACGCCUCCCCGCUCGCGGCCGCCGACCCUUUCGUGGUCAGCCUCGCGCUCAAGGCCUGCGCCGUGGCCGCCGACGCCGGCCACGCCGCCUCGCUGCACGCCUUCGCCGUCAGGUCCUCGGCCGUCUCCUCCGUCUUCGUCGCCACCGCGCUUGCCGACGCCUACGCCAAGGCUGGCCGCCUCGCGCUGGCGCUCAGAGUGUUUGACGAAAUGCCAAGCAAGAACGUGGUCUCGUGGACCACGCUCGUGGGCGCGCUGACGCGGGCUGGCCGACGCCACGACGCGCUCCGCCGCUUCGCUGAAAUGCGCGCCUCCGGGGUGCCCUGCGACUCGCACGCAUGUGCGGCUGUGCUCACCGCGUGCGCCGAGGCCAGGCUGCUGCUGCGCGGCCGUGAGGUGCAUGCGCUCUGCGCCAAGCUCGGCAUCGAUGCUACGCCCUACGUCGCCAACACCCUCGCCACGCUGUACGCGCGCUGUGGCGACGUCGACCACGUGGUGGCUGCGAUCGGCCGCAUGGGCUCGCGCGAUGUUGCCGCCUGGACGACGGUGAUAUCCUCCUACAUGCAGUCUGGUCGUGCCAGGGAGGCCAUCCAGGCGUUCGUCACAAUGCUUCGUGAUGAGGCAUCAAACGCCGCAACGCCCAACAACUACACAUACGCUGCGGUUAUUGCUGCCUGUGCAGAUAUUUCGCACGUCUGUCUUGGAGAGCAGCUGCAUGCGCAAGCUGCACAAAGAGGGUACGCCAGUGCCCGCUCAGUGGCCAAUUCGCUGGUCACACUCUACUCACGCGCCGCAGGUCGUCUCUCGGCAGCUGAUGCCGUGUUCCGGGAAAGUGCUACCAAGGAUGUUGUCUGCUGGAGUGCAAUUAUAUCAGGCUAUGCACAGGAGGGGCUUGUUGGGGAGGCUUUCGUGCUGUUUUCUGAAAUGCGACGGCACCAUUGUUCUAAUCCAAAUGAGUUUACUCUUGCCAGUCUCCUGAGUGUGUGCGCAACUUCUGCGGCACUGGACGCUGGUCGCCAACUCCAUGCACUUGCUUUAGCUGCUGGACUUGAACACCAUGCAAUGAUCACGAGUGCGCUCAUUGGCAUGUAUGGAAAGAGUGGCAGCAUGUCAGAUGCUGAUGUCGUAUUUUCCAGUCGUACGAAAGAUGAUGUGGUUUCGUGGACUGCGAUGAUCGUUGGGAAUGCUGAGCAUGGUUACAGCAAAAGAGCACUUGAAAUGUUUGAGCAAAUGUGCCAUGCUGGGUUAAAGCCGGACCAUGUUGCGUUCAUUGGCGUGCUCAGUGCUUGCUGUCAUGCUGGCGAAGUCGAGCUUGGAUUAAGAUACCUCGAUGCAAUGAGCAAAACCUACGGACUGGAGCCUGCAAAGGAGCACUAUGGCUGUGUUGUGGAUUUGCUAGGCAGAGCUGGUAGAAUAAAUGAGGCUGAGGAGUUGAUUGGUAGGAUGGCAGCUAAUGAAAGAGAUGGUGUUGUUUGGACAUCUUUGCUUAGGGCAUGUGCAGCUCGAGGGGAAGAGGAAAUCGGAAAGAAAGCUGCAAAGAUGACAAUGGAAGCAGAGCCAUGGGGAUCAGGAGCACAUGUGGCAAUGGCAAAUCUGUAUGCCAGCAAGGGACAAUGGUGUGAGGCUGCACAGGAGAGGCAUAUGAUGAAGCAGAAAGGGGUUGUGAAAGGGGUAGGGUGGUCAUCAAUCACAAUUGGAGGGGAGGAGAGGGGAGUCGGGGUGUUUGUUGCAGGUGACCGGACACAUCCCCAAGACGAUGUGAUCUGUGAGAUGCUUGGCUUGAUUUAUUAUGGAGUUGGAAUGGCUCGCUAUGUACCCGAUCAGAUGAAUUUAGCAUCUGAGGUGGAGCUGGUGGUUAAUACUUAAGAGUUAAUGGAGUAUUAUCAGAAGGUGAAAGGGUUGAAAUGAAAAAAAAUACAGAAGUCCGGCACGUUGAGCACUAAUGCAGUAAUGAGGCUCAGUAAUUCGGCUGCUGUUUUGAAGUGCUGAUUGAAUAGUUCUUUCAUACGUAAUGUGGGCUUUGAUCUUGGUACCCUCAUGAUUAGAUGGCUCGUUCUCUGCAACAUACAUGUAUGAGGCAAGAGUUUGCUUGUUGGAGCUUCAGCAUUCAGGCAGGUGCCAAAAGUAGCAGAUCUGCAUUUACUACAGACCAGAGCGAUGACUUCAAAUGCAAUCAAAUUACCCAAGGUAGUUUUCAUGUCCUAAAGGCUAAACUGUGACAAGUCUAUAUCUGCAUCAAAAUUGUAUUGAAGAAGAUCACUCCUUGCUCUAUCAACUAAUGCAAAGCUUGCAGCUUCGCACAAUGGCUUGGAGGUGACAAGCGGUGUGAUGCAAUUUUUCUCACCUAAGAAGCAUCUGCCUGCCCGCUCCAUUCUUUUGAAAGAACAUAUUUCACAGUAGAGAAAUUAACAUUCUUUCCAGCAACAUUGCCACACUGGCAUCCAAAGUUGCGUCAACAUGUAUAUCAUACUUAUUGACUAAGCAGCUUAUGCAGCUCUGGAAGGAAUGUACUGAAGUCAAGUCCCCAAAAGCCUCAUCUACGGGUCACUAUAAAACUCCACCUUUGUCAUUCCAAUAUACUGUGAAGUGCUAGUUUCAAGGUGCACAUUACUUUAUAAAGGUGAGAAACCGUCAUUAUCACAAAAACAACAGCAGAGGAACUCACCGCCUCAGCCUCUAGUUGAAUAUCUGGAUGAGAUGGGAGUCCAACCAUUCGAUUUCACAUAUGGCAUUAGAAAGAUCAGAGGACCAAGAGUGGGGAAUUUAAAAGGUUUUAUAAUGCUCUCAGGGUGGCCAUAGUGUUACACCCAAGUACAGGUAAGUUGAAAGUCUUUUCUUAAGGUUGUGCUUCUUUAUCCAUUUGAUGACAUCAACCCUGCUGCAGGGCUAAGUCCCAGAUACAAUUGUUUUCUGAAAGUAGAGGGUGACUAUUGAUAUUAAUAGUAACCUGUUGUCUUUAUUAGUUGUUGAUAUUUAUAGUGACCUAUGGUCUUUAGUAUUUGCAUGAAUAAUUCACUAUGUAAUCUCAUUGUUCUGAAAAUAACUCGAUAAUUAAGUUAGUUUUCUC